GUAAGGAACGCAGUAGUCUCCACAACGUAUCAACCUUAGUCUCACAUCAGUCCCUCUCUGUCUCACACCUUCACUCUCCGACAAUGGCUGCUCUUCCCAUCUCCCGCCUCCUCUCAAGCCCCACCCACCGCCCCAAAACACUCGCAAACCACCCGCUCUCCCAAAACCCAACCGCCAAUAUCACCAUUUCUCCGUUCAAAGCAGCGGCAAAACCCAUAAGUCGCCACCAGCUGCGAGCCGCCUUCUCCCAGAACCCGGCGGAAAGCGGCGUCCGGGACCCACAGUCGACGACGUUCGAGCACUGCUUCUCCAAGUCCCGGGAUGGGUUCCUGUACUGCGAGGACGUCAAGGUCCAGGACGUCAUGGACAGCGUCGAGAGAAGGCCCUUUUACCUCUACAGCAAGAAGCAGAUCACGAGGAAUGUGAAGGCCUAUAGGGACGCGUUGGAGGGUUUGGAGGGCGCGGUCAUUGGGUACGCGAUCAAGGCGAACAAUAACUUUAAGAUUUUGGAGCAUUUGAGAGGGUUGGGCUGUGGGGCUGUGUUGGUCAGUGGUAAUGAGCUGAGGUUGGCCCUUUGUGCUGGGUUCGAUCCCACCAGAUGCAUUUUUAACGGAAACGGAAAACUCUUGGAAGAUUUGGUUCUAGCAGCACAAGAAGGUGUCUUUGUCAACGUUGACAGCGAAUUCGACUUGGAGAACUUAGUUGCAGCUGCAAGGAUAGCUGACAAGAAGGUUAAUAUCCUUCUUCGUAUUAAUCCAGAUGUGGAUCCUCAGGUCCAUCCAUAUGUAGCCACGGGAAACAAAAACUCUAAGUUUGGCAUUAGGAACGAGAAGCUGCAGUGGUUUCUUGAUGCUGUAAAAUCACAUCCAAAUGAGCUGAAGCUUGUGGGAGCCCAUUGCCAUCUUGGUUCCACAAUUACCAAGGUUGACAUAUUCAGAGAUGCUGCAGUGCUCAUGGUAAAUUAUAUUAACGUAAUCCGUGAACAAGGAUUUGAGGUUAAUUAUUUGAAUAUUGGAGGUGGUCUUGGAAUAGAUUAUUACCACACCGGUGCUGCCCUUCCUACACCCAGAGAUCUCAUUGACACAGUCCGUGAACUGGUCCUUUCACGGAAUCUCAAGCUCAUUAUUGAACCAGGACGAUCGCUAAUCGCAAAUACUUGCUGUUUGGUUAAUCGCGUAAUUGGAGUUAAAACUAAUGGAACAAAGAAUUUCAUUGUUAUAGAUGGUAGCAUGGCAGAACUUAUCCGUCCGAGCCUUUAUGGUGCAUAUCAGCACAUAGAGUUGAUCUCUCCUACACCACCCGAUGCUGAUGUUUUGACCUUCGAUGUGGUGGGUCCUGUGUGCGAGUCUGCAGAUUUCUUGGGGAAGGACAGAGACCUUCCAACACCCACUAAGGGAGCCGGCCUUGUUGUCCAUGAUGCAGGUGCAUACUGCAUGAGCAUGGCCUCGACUUACAAUCUCAAGAUGCGGCCCCCCGAGUACUGGGUUGAAGAAGAUGGGUCGAUCCGCACAAUCCGUCAUGGCGAGACUUUUGAAGACCAUUUGCGGUUCUUCGAGGGCCUCUGAACUCAACGUUCACGAA
Rhodamnia argentea is the source of this 1581-nucleotide messenger RNA. Its product is annotated as diaminopimelate decarboxylase 2, chloroplastic-like. Bases 84 to 1565 code for a protein of 493 amino acids. The record is from RefSeq and is a predicted model, not a curated record. The transcript has 8 exons. Gene Ontology annotation, cellular component: chloroplast. NCBI's taxonomy places the organism in Eukaryota, Viridiplantae, Streptophyta, Magnoliopsida, Myrtales, Myrtaceae. Gene Ontology annotation, molecular function: diaminopimelate decarboxylase activity.